ACUCCGCGGCCGCGGCUUGCUCCCGGCUGCUGGAGUCAACCGGGGAGGCAGCCGGGAGGUUGCUAUCAUGGAUGUAUCUUUCAGUGAGCAUGUCGACAAGCUCAUCGCGCAGCUGAAAGCAGAACUGGUGAAACACUAUGAAAAAGAUGUAGCAGCGCCGCGAGCUGCCUCCAAAGCAGAGGAUUCCGAUGAUUCUGAGGCCUCACGCCCGGCGCCACUGCACCUGCUGAGCGCCCAGCGGCAUAUGAAGCGGUUGCCAUCGGCCAAAGCGCCUCCGAUGCUCCCCAGGAGGAUCUUCAGAUCGACCAGCAGCACAGACUCCGAUGAGGAGGCAAUGUGGUCGCCUGGAAAGGGGGAGCUGCUGACACCGAAGAAUUGUGAGGAGAAGCCAAAGCUGCCUGACGUCCCAAAAGACAGAUUCGCAUCUGCCCCAGAUGCCACGCCGAAGAUUCUCAUGGUGUCCCAGGUCCCUACCACUCCUCAGACACUGCCACUGCCCAAUACUAUCGAGCAGGCAGACUCUUGCAGUGAAGCUGAACCAGAGGAGGCCAAGGAAAUUGAAAAGAAAUCCAGUGGUUCCAGCUCCAGCAGCUCUUCUUCUGGAUCUUCAGCAAGCUUUGCAUCAACUUCCGAUGGCGAAGGGAACGGGAAGGCAAAGGAUGGGUUCCGGAAACGACGCAGCGACAGCUCCAUUCCAUCCUUUUUCAAGAAUGAAGAUCGUCACAGUCGAAUUUGGCAAUUUAUGGAAGAUCCGGAUUCCAGCCGGGCGGCGUUCUACUUCGCCUCCGUCCAGAACUAUUUCUUGACCCUCACCAGCCUCGCGACCAUCUCCCAGGCGUCGCAAGAUCCAUUGGUGCCCAAUAUCUUGGUGGUGAACCUCCUCCAGUGUGUGACGGAGGCGCUUCUGAUUGUCGACUGCAUAGCGCACUGGUAUGUCAGUCAAAGUUUCAAGGCUUUUAUGAAAAGUCCCUACAAUAUUAUCGACAUCUUGGCCUUUCUGCCAUUGCCCUUGCGGAUCGCAGUGGGCGUACCAACAAUGCCGACGAUGGAACAAAGUCCAGUAGCACAUUUCAUCUUGGUGUGCUUCGUGCCUUUGAUUCGCAUGUUGAAACUGGUGAGACGCUUCCAGAAGCUUCAGCUGCUCUUGCAUGUUUUAUCAACAGUCAGCGAUGCCCUGAAGCUAUUGCUCUACAUGGUCUCAAUCAUCGUCUUGUUGUUUUCGACGGUGCUCUAUGUGGUUGAUGAUCCUGACAAUGUGGAUUCACUCUCUACGGCCAUCUAUAUGAGCACGGUCACUGUCACCACUGUUGGUUAUGGUGAUGUCACACCGAAGACCUGGCCUGCCAGAAUCGUUUCGGGCUGUCUUUGCUUCAUCAGUGUCUUGUUCAUGGCGAUGCCGCUAUCUGUGGUUGGAAAUGCCAUGUCGCAGACCUGGUCGGAUCGACAUCGAAUUCUUUUGGUGACCCGAGCGCGGCAGAGAUUGAAGAACUGGGGGGUUUCUGCUGGCGACAUGCCGCGGUUGUUCAAGAAGUUCGAUGCAGAUGGCAACGGUGAGCUUGGCAUGGACGAGUUCGUGGAUUUGAUCAGCAGGAUGAAAAUUGGAAUGAAGCCAUCCGAGGCAUCUGAUCUCUUUUUGGCCUUUGACACGGAUGGAAGUGGUGGCAUUGAUGAGAAAGAGUUCAUGAAAGCGCUAUUUCCCCUGGACUAUCGCCGAAUGUACAGACGAGCAUCUGGAGUGACCUUUGGUGCCUGAGGGCGCUGUGCCGGUCUUUUUCCAACCUGGCCAAAGCCAAUUGCUACUCUCGGUAGUUAGUAAAGGCCAGGGAUGACAGCACAGCUGUGAAGGGACAAUGAACUGAGAC
Messenger RNA from Cladocopium goreaui, 1862 nucleotides. The record is from the annotation of a GenBank genome assembly. NCBI's taxonomy places the organism in Eukaryota, Dinophyceae, Suessiales, Symbiodiniaceae.